Messenger RNA from Fonsecaea erecta, 3420 nucleotides. RefSeq lists its product as hypothetical. The coding region runs from base 1 to 3420 and encodes 1139 amino acids. The transcript has a single exon. NCBI's taxonomy places the organism in Eukaryota, Fungi, Ascomycota, Eurotiomycetes, Chaetothyriales, Herpotrichiellaceae. The record is from RefSeq and is a predicted model, not a curated record.
AUGUGGUUUGCAAGGAGGAGGUCGAGUCUCACGGCCGAGUCUGUACAGAUGGAACCCGAGCCUCGUCGAAGAAAUCGCUUGUCCAAGCCUCCAACAAGCUAUACCGCCAAAAUUCCCACCGCCGGGAUUUCGACGUCGAGUCUCAAAUCCCAGGGGCCGCUUUCUCAGAGCAAGAAUGCAAGCAGCACAGAGCUGUCGAGUCCAAUGUCCUCCGCCUCACCAAAUGGAGCUCCACGCCAACAGCAUCGCAAUGGUACAAUUGCCUCAGACUCAGGGUCGCCUCUCCGUGUGCACAAAAACGAUUCCGGCUUUCGAGUCGCCUACAUGGUCAGUCAACUUGAGGGCAGGGCUGCUGGAGCCGGGGCAAGUCCAUCACGAACAAUGCAGCAACCGGUAGCAUCCCCUCUGUCGCCGAUCAAGCCACCAAAGAGGAAGUCUCUCCUGCUACGGCGUCUAUCUCUGCAAAGGUCUUCUAGCAUAAGUCGUACGCCCAGCAGCGAACGGAUAAACCCCUUGGAUUCCGAUUCGGUGGUCGUUCCGUCACCAGAAUCGUCGAUGGACAGAAUCUUCGAUGCGCCGGCAAUUCCUCCCAUGCGUCGUUCCUCCUUUGCCCCUGGGACAGCGACUAGAAAGCCAUCUCAGAUCGCCGCAAAGCAAGAAAUCGAGGAGAGCAACAGGAGUCAAGAGAUCGAGAGCCCCUUUGACGAGCAUGACUUUGAGUGGCAGCCUCCGCCUCCCAGGACCAUUGGGCGGGCUGGCACACCUUCAGAUAUAAGUUAUUCACAUCUCGGCGGGCUGAGGCACGGCUCUCUGCAAAUCGUCAAUGGACGAGCGUCACCCACCUUCAGCGAAAUGUCAAAGGCGUCGAAACAGCUUCUAUCUCCGCCAGCCCCACGUAGAGACGUGUCCAGCGAUUAUGGUGAUGCUGAGGAAGACUUUGAUCUACUGGUCUCGACAUCCGGAAAUUUAUCCAGUUUGGUGCCGAGCCCUCCGACUGCGACCCUCGAAAGUCGAUAUUUCAGUUGGGAACAUAACGAUGAUAAGGCUGGGCCACGAUUCCAUCCGCUGCAAAGUGUCGUGGCCGCACAAGAAGAAGCCAAUCCUGUUUCAGCCGAUGACCAGACUUCACUGAUGGCCAAGGAAUACAUCGCGGAGCUCGGGGUAGGACCAUUUGAGCAGCAGAACUCCAGCUCGCCGGUUGGUACUAUCAGAAGAACCCGGUCUGAAGGGUCGCUCUGGAGGGCUGGCUCCUGCUCGUCAAUCCAGAAAUCCCCUCCACUCAACAGUGCGCCGGGGGAUGACUCCCCAGCCAGUCCGCUGGAGAGGUCGCCUUCUCCAACUUGGUCGGUGAUCCGAAAAUCGAGCAUUAGGUCCGAAGAAAGCCGGGGUCGACAAAUCCAGCAGAAUGACGAGGGAGGCGACGAAUCUCGACCCUGCGACAGUCCGGUGAGCUGGUAUUCCCCCAUUGAGCCAAAGCACUCGAUGGACGAAGGCUUCCAGUCGGCCGUUGAAUUUCAGGCUCAGUUGUCCGUGCCUAGUCUGGCACUUCCGCCUCCUCGCGCACCGGAAAAAUCAGAUAGCGGUUACAGCUCAAGCAACUCGCUUCGAUCAUUCCAAAUGGCCAGGCCCACCCCCUCACCUACAAAGUUUAGGGCUUUACCAGAGAUGCCAGAUGAUCAAACGAGUGCCGAUGUACUAGACUCUGGUCGUGUGCCAUCCUUCUCUGGACAAAGAACGUCCAUUUUGAAGGCCCGGCAUAGUGAGUCUUAUGUACCAACUUUUUCCAAUCUUCAACGCAGUGCCAUGUCGUCACACCCGCUGCCCCAUGUUCCAGCAACGACUGUCCCCGAAACCGAAAUUCAUUCUUCCAAGGCUCCAAAGGCCCGGAAGAAGCUGCUGAAGAAGAGGCGCCCAUCCAGCCAACCUCCUGGCCAGGUAGCAGUUGUUCGAGUUCGGUCGUUUGAGCUGGAUAACAUUCCACACGUCUCUCCUGAGGCGCAAGAAAAUCUUCGCAUACGCUCACACGCCGUACCGGAACUGGAACAAACCUACUCGCCGCUGGGCAACAGAGCGGGUAGUAGCUCCACCCUUUUUCUCCCCCUUGACGAGAUCAGGUUCCCGUCACCUGCCCCCGAAAAAGUGCUCCAGGUUAAGCGACCUCGGGCUCGCAGUCGGCCGAGGUCGUGGUUUGGCCGACCUAAGGAAGACAAGGCCAACUCGAGAGAACCUUCUGGGAUCAGUCAGGCUGAAGCGUUGGCCAUCAUCAACGAUCUUGGCACUGUCAAUACUUCGCUGGGGAAAAGCCAUUAUGACUUCACUGAUGCAAGCAGUGUGUCCACAGGUCUCCACCAUUCGAUGACGAUGCCUGGCGUUCGACAACCGCGGCCAAUGAUGGAUGACGAGACCGCCGUCGAGUUGUCGCGGUCUCGAAGUCGGUCCAUUCGGGAACGAGAAAGCUUCAUGUCGGAUCGGAGGUCUUCGUUCAAUGACAGAGGAGGCAUACCGGGGAGAAAUCUGAGGCCUGCUAGUUACGCCAGUGAUGCGCCACCAAUUACGCAGGACAUGAUAGAGAAGGCGCACCGCACCUCCUCGAUGCAACGGCAGCCUUCGGUCGGCCCACCGCCUCCUCCACACUCACCGCGCCCGGAAUACAUUGAUUAUGAAAGGGAUGAUUCCAACCUCGUAGCUCCUCCUCCGCCAUCUCAUUCCCCUCGACCGGUGGAUAUAACUCCAGAUCCGUGGGCAACGCAGGUUGCGGUAUGGAAGGCUCGAAGACAGAGUGCGGGCGAGGCGCUACGGCGACAGUCUGGGGAAGCGCAUCAUGGUCACCAGGAGUACGAAGACGUCCCUGAGGAGUUGCACUACCCUGUUAUACCUCCACAGCAUGCGGCGCAGGAACAGGAAUGGAAGCAAUGCCUCUCGCCUGAGGAAUACUCCUCCUCUUCUCAUGGCUAUUAUGGCGGAUACAACGAGUCCUCUCGAUUUCAGCAGCAGCGUUAUCCGUCAUGGACACCGUCUUAUCACGGGUCAGAAUCCGCCUAUGUGAGGCAAUCUCGUCGGAGCUCCAGAACGCAUGAUCACCGCCAACAUCGCGGCCGUGUAGUACAUUCGCGAGGGACAUCUCCGGGUGGCGCCUAUGCCUCUCGCCCUCAGUCGUGUGCCAAUAGCGUUCGCAGCUUUGCUUCGUCUUUGGCCGAGGAUUUGCAUCCAGCCGAGCUUGAGAGGCAACAUCCGCCACCAGCAUUCGGGCGGUAUUCGGGAGGGCUGAAGUAUGGCUAUGAACGUGGAAACGGAUUCGGAGGUUCGGCUGGGACGAGGUCAACGAGUGGGAAAGCUGGAGCAUCGUGGCAGGAGGUGCCGCUGAGAGCCAACGUCGGAGUCGAUCUCGGGGAUGUACCUUUUGGAAUCAUGACGAGAUGA